AUCAAAACCAAGCUUGCAUUUAAUAGGUCAAAUAUGGUCAGAUCCACCCUUUGCAACCCGAAGUUGCCCAGCGGAGCGAUCGGGACCCCUUUCUUUGGGAUUGCCGGUGGUCGUGGGACCCCCGACUGCUCGGGACCCAGCUUUUCGACUCACCACUGAAAACGCCGCAAGCGACCAAGCCUCGGUGGAACCAGCAGAUCGCGACCGAUUUGGCUCGAAGAGGGCAGGAUCUCCCCACGAAUCCGGUGGGAGGAGCCAAGGCAGAGAAUCGACACCGCCUCUGUGUUUUGUGAGCCAUGUGGCUCACGAGAAUGUAACAACUGCAACGCAGCAGUGCAGAGGCCUGCAGGAACACGCCGUGCGGUCUCCAUUGAGGCGGACGCAUGUGGAGUGUCAACUUGAUCCUGAUAGCACCUUGCGCCUCGCGCGUCCGGUCGUGUCGCUACCAUUGCCAUCCGGUUGUUUUCACGUUUUGCUUUAGAAGGCAAACUUGCACACAUGGUGGUGUGCGUCUUAAAAAGAAAGGCAUAUUAUUUGCUCAUGAUUCAACCACGAGUUCUGCUCCAGCCUUUUAAUUGCGAUUUGUUACUGUCGAUCGAGCUGUUAAUUGUUGUCAUUGACAUUGCACAUGGAGAUAGGGCGCAGGAAGAUGGACACAUAUGCGGUUCGCCUAGGUUUCAGAGCGUAUUUUCAACAUUUGCAUGGCAUUUACAGUGUUUUUGCUAGUGUGUGUGUGUGUGUGCGCUCUCCCAGGCACACACCGCUCUCUAACUUUUUGUUGCUGCGUCACAGUGGUCACGCUCUGGUUGCGGGAUGUUGCAGUCCUUCUCGUUCGAUGACCAAUCUGCGACCUGAGGCAGUGGUGGUGCUUCCGUCACUGUGGCUGUUGGCCUCGGUCUUUCAGAACCUUUGGAUUCCCCUGGUGGUCCUGGCUGCAGCCUUCCUCUUGUACGUCCUGGGCAAAUUGCUGGAGGGCUUGCAAUUCAAUUUCCAGCUCUUUGGUGCCAACACCACCUCGUCCUUGACGAUGACCAUUGACGCCGCGGAGCUGGAGGUGCUCAAGGUGGAGUUUCGAGAGCUGAAGGAGCAGUUGUUUGGGGAGGUGGAAAUCUCCGAGGGGAGGCUUGGGAAGUCCUUGGCCAUGCUGCGGAACUUGAGCCGCCUCGAUGCCAAGGUGCAAGAGAUGAGGGAUGUCCUUCGCAUGUUGGAGCACGAUCAGAGCAGCACCUUGGAGGAGAUCUUCCUCCGGCAGCAGCAGAAGGGCCGUGAGUUGGCACGCUUCGCGGUGGACCUGCUAACAGAGACGCUGACCGCCCAGGACUUUUGGAAGCAGCUGGGUCCUCACUUGUUGGCUGCUGGGGUCGUCCAACAUCUGGAUCCCGAGACGAUGCUCCGUCUGGAGACCGAGAAGGCACGUGCCCAGGAGCAGCUGCGGAUCGAUCGUGGCAUUCCCCAGAGCAUUGAACACAUCAGGGUGGGUGGCUGGAUCCGGCUUUACGAAGCGAUGGCGAAGGACUUCGACCAGUCCCUGCCAUAUCGCGCCUCCGUGUUCUUGGCUGUAUGCACUGCUUUGGUUGGCCUGGGACUGUUCUACCAGAUCAUGAAGCGGCGCAUGCGGAUUCCACGGCUGGUGGAUGAGACCUCGGUCUCCUGGCGGUUUCGAAGGAAGGGCGACGCAUCGGUGCGAGAAGUUUUUGAUGGCGAUCGACAGUCCAUGGAUCGGCCCAAGGUGGUGCUGUCGGAGGAGGUACGACAGACCGUGGAGGACAUGGCCCUAGUGGCCUCGAAGCGGAGGCACCGCUCCCACUCGCUGCCGCUGCCGCUGCCCAACGCCGUGUUCUUCGGACCGCCGGGCACGGGCAAGUCGCUCACGGCCCGGCGCUUGGCGGAGUCCUGCGGCAUGGACUAUGCCAUCCUCUCGGGUGGCAACAUCUUGGGUUUGAAGGAAGAGGCCGUCCCAGAGCUGCGCCGCGUCUUUCGCUGGGCGCGCAGGUCCUCACGGGGUUUGCUGCUCUUCAUCGAUGAGGCGGAGGCGUUCCUUUGUUGCCGGAGUUCACAGAGCAACUCCUAUGUGCAGGCAGCGGUGUCUUUCUUCUUGGCGCAGACGGGUGCUUCCAGCUCGCAAUUGCAGCUGAUCCUUGCAACCAAUCGCAUCCAGGAUUUGGAUGGCGCCGUGCUGAGCCGACUGGUCCUUCGCAUCGAGUUCGGGUGGCCCGACGCACAGCUCUUGCAACAGCAGGUUGACGACCGGCUGUUGCGCUUGGAGCCAAAGGCCGCGGAGCGCUUCCAAAAGCUCGUGAUGGAGCGAGCAGAGCAAGGCGCGGCGGGCGGACCGUGCACGUUGGGCGAGGCGCUUCAUGGCUGGGCCUUCAGCGGGCGUGAUGUGCAGGGCCUGGUGGAGGAGUUUGCCCGACGCUGGAGCCUUGAAGAAGAGCUUGGGCGGAAAGCCGACAAGGAGUGGCUGGACCGUUGGUUCCUUCAUCGUGGAGUCGCUUCCUCCUGAGCAGCUCACCAGCCGCGGGCGCGGAGCGAGCAGCGAACUGGCUGACGCGGUGUGUCGAAGAGCACUUUGAUCACCGUCAGUGCCACGCUCAUGCCAAACGGGCUCCGAGGUGCUCCAAGGUUCGAUUCGUCGAUCUGCAAGAACUGGCUUCUUCACUUCAAGAGCCAAAGACACCUCUGAUGGCCUCCACCUCGAAGCGACCUCAUCAGUGACAUAUGAGUUCCAGACGUGACAACGAUGCUGACAUGACAACGAUGGCCCUCAGCCUCAGGGGUGGAUGCACUCCCUGGCAUUUCGUUUGUGGCACGGUCGCCAUGAUUGUAUCGUGACCGAUGCCAUGAUUUUCCUGCAAAGCCAGUCAGAAGGAAGCUGCGAGACCUCCCAUCCCGUUGACGGAUGUGAAGCAUCUCCUGAAGCUGCCAAAGCUAGAGGCUGUGAGAGGAGCUGGAGCUUGUCCCAGUUACUGUCCCAUCACAGUGGGCUGUCACAGAUCCACAGAUGUGUGUUCGUCAUGAAGCUAGAGGCUGUGAAGGGUUUUCACAGGAAAUAGCUCCAAGCUUCCCGGGGCCUCGGCGUCGAGUGCCACGGGAAGCUUCGGAGGCCCGUGACUGGAACACGGUGGUGCCGGCCGUGAACGUUUUUCGGUGCGUCAUGCGCCGAACGAGGCAGAGGCAUCAGUUUGCGUUUUGGAGUGAGGGCUGAGAGGGAUUGAAUUGGGAUUGCGCUGCAGGAUUGGCCCUAUCCAAGCCGGCCAGGUGAUGGGGCUAUGGCAUCCUUGAAGCACAGGCAGGCCAGAAAGGCUGCCAGCCGGCGAGACGUUUGAGUUUGCACGCUGUUUCAACUUGUUGUGGGAAUUGGGCUGUGACGCAGUGCCAAGCUACAUCAGUAGCCAUGCUGGGGAAGUGCCUUCUUUUCGCUUGCUCUGGUUGCCCACCAGCGCGAGACGAAGCGCAAGCGCCCGCUUGCGGGGCGUCUGCCAGUGUUCAGCAGGCUAGUGCUCGCAGCUCCCCGAUUCUUGAUCUUGAGGCGACUGUGGCGUGUCUUUAGCUCAUGAACUUAAAACCAUUCCAACAGGAGCAGCAGCGGAGCUAGGCUCCACAGAAGCAGGAAGCAUUAUGCUUUCGCUCGCAUGUUGUAUGCGAAUGCCCUCAUCGGCAUAGGAAGCACCUCUUCGGAUUCACACAGAUCCGCUUCAAUGCAUACAGAGUUGGUUGGUGGCGCGAGUGUUUUUCAGGAUACACGCGGAGAAGCUGCACUUACUGUAGAGCCCACUCUUAUAUCAGUGCUAUGCCUGUCAAGUGCUAUGGUUGCUAUGGUUGGAUGCAGUUGUGAUGGUUUAGGCAAUUUUUUUGCAGGCGCUGGUUCCAUUACUUUGGAGGAAAAUCCUUCGCACGAAGCCGGCGCAUGGUUGAUUCGGUUUUCACAAUUGAACUUGAGGCGACUCUGUGGUCUGUGGAUCACCGAGAAGGCGACCA
Molecule: messenger RNA, 3978 nt
Organism: Durusdinium trenchii
Lineage: Eukaryota; Dinophyceae; Suessiales; Symbiodiniaceae
Source: the annotation of a GenBank genome assembly